AUAUGAUAGUACUGUACAGGACUUUCAUCAUAAUUUGCAUUAACGUUUAAAGAAGAGAGAGGAAGAGAGAUGGCCCUUACAACUAGUUGCUGCUUCAAUAUCUCCCCUCCAACCCCAGCAGCUGCUUCAAACUCUUCUCUUUCUCCAAAAACACCUCAAGUAAUAACAUCGAAUUCGAAGAAUGAAGGAUCAUGGAGAAACCGAUGUGUCCUAGGCAUGGCUUGCAUGAUAAUUGGAUUCGAAACGAGCAAUUUAGUCAUAGGCGGCGAAAGUCGUGCCAUUGCUGAAGACAUGUCCAUGUCCAUGGUCUUGAAAUCAUCAAGUGAGAAGGUUGCAAGAUGGAGUGAGAAAAGAACAUGCCCGGCUUGGAGACUGAAUUCAUUGGAGACCAUUGUACCAGAAAACCUUCCAAGACCAUCAGCUCAUAGGAGAUGGGAGACGGUUGGUUAUUCUAAGAAGGCCAGAGAAGUAUUUAAACUGGUAGUUAAAACUAGUGGCAACAGCUGCUUCUCUAUGUAAACAAACUUUACAAUGUGUUUGCACUUUGCAAAAUAUCUUGUUCAUAGAUAAUUACGAAAUUAAUUCUUAUAUAUAUAAUCAAUCGUAACCAAUAAUAUCAUUGAUCUCC
Quercus robur (English oak) is the source of this 628-nucleotide messenger RNA. RefSeq names its product protein CHLOROPLAST VESICULATION. The record is from RefSeq and is a predicted model, not a curated record. The transcript is spliced from 2 exons. NCBI's taxonomy places the organism in Eukaryota, Viridiplantae, Streptophyta, Magnoliopsida, Fagales, Fagaceae. The coding region runs from base 70 to 519 and encodes 149 amino acids.